This is a messenger RNA of Trachymyrmex cornetzi, 1047 nucleotides long. RefSeq lists its product as uncharacterized. The record is from RefSeq and is a predicted model, not a curated record. The transcript has 3 exons. Lineage: Eukaryota; Metazoa; Arthropoda; Insecta; Hymenoptera; Formicidae. Bases 1 to 1047 code for a protein of 348 amino acids.
AUGUCUAUGCCCAAUGGGCUUGAGGCUGCGAUAGAUAUUCGCAACGAUAAUGAGCUGAUGGAGAAAACACAAAAAUUCGGCAUGCCUAUGGGUUCACCUCUGUCUCCGGUUAUCGCUGAUAUUGUGUUACAAGAUUUAGAGAGGAAGGCGUUAGAUACUUUAGGCUUUUAUAUACCAUUUUAUGUGCGAUAUGUGGAUGAUAUUGCUAUGGGUGCUCCUGUCAAAAAAACCUCACAAAUUUUGGACGUUUUUAACUCAUUUCAUCCCCGAUUACAAUUCACGUUAGAAAUAGGUGGAAAUAGGUUGAAUUUCUUGGACAUCACCAUCAUUAAGAAUAACCAAUCUCUGGAAUUUGAUUGGUACCAUAAGCCAACAUACUCGGGGAGAUAUUUGAAUUUUUUUUCUGAACAUCCUUUGUCACAGAAAAAGGGCACUGUUAUGGGAAUGGUUGAUACAGCUUUUCUAUUAUCAGCACCUAAAUAUCAUAAAAAGAAUUUAUUAUUUGUGAUAGAGACACUUAUGAAUAAUGACUAUCCGGUGGAUUUUAUUUUCAAUGUAAUGAAUGAACGUCUCAAAUCUUUAUUACAUGGAAAAACGUUGAGGCAAAACAGUAACAUUGAUAGCGACACAGAUGUAAAAAACAAUAUGUGGUUUGCGUUCCCCUAUGUAACUAAGGUUUCGGAUAAAUUUAGAGAUAUCACCAAGGAUUAUAAAGUAAACCUGGCGUACUUUAGUCUCAAUAAGCUUAGCUGUUUUAUAAAAACACAUAAAGAUCCGAUACCAAAUAUGUCUAAAAAGAACGCAGUAUAUAAGAUCAAAUGUAAUGACUGUGAUGCUUCAUACGUUGGUCAGACUAAACAACAUAGACUUAAUUAUAAUCACGAUUUCGAUUGGGAAAAUGUAGAGAUAAUGGACAAUGAAAGAUUUUUAUUUAAACGACGAAUAUCAGAAAUGGUGCACAUACAGUUGCAAAAAAAUGGGUUAAACUUACAGUCUGACACAGAAUUUCUACACCAUGCGUAUAUUUCGAUCUUGAAUAAUUUGUAA